GAUCAGAGUUUGAUCAGGGCGUCCGGUCGAUAGUCGAGCAGCAGAUUCACCAUAACAGACAGUUCUAGAAGUUUCUACCGGUCCGUUACCGGUCCGUUACCGGUCCGUUACCGGGGUCUGCAUGAUCAACAUCACCAGCAGCGGGAGUCGCCUCUCCGUCUUCAACCGGAUACACAAGUUCUGCUGAGUUCUACAGCGGUCCAGCAGGCUAAGCUAACAGCUAACAGUGAAGCUAACGGCUAAGCUACCAGCUACCACCACCUCUCAGCGGUCUGAGGCGGGAGCGGAGGCCGGGAGCGGAGUAGCGGAGGCCGGGAGCGGACGGGGCCGGGAGCGGAGUAGCGGAGGCCGGGAGCGGUCUGAGGUUCUGCGAUGUUCGGCUGCGUGGUGGCGGGCCGGUUGGUCCAGACCGACGCGGUCCAGGUCGCUCCGGAUAAGUUCGUGUUCACGGUUCCGGACUACCAGACCGUGAAGCACGUGGUGGUCUUCAUGCUGGGCUCGGUUCCGUUCCCAGCCGGGAUGGGGGGGGCAGUCUACUUCUCCUACCCGAACCAGGACCCGGUACCGGGCGGCGGGGCGGUCUGGCAGCUGCUGGGCUUCAUCAGCAACGACAAACCCAGCGCCAUCUUCAGGCUGUCCGGGCUGCAGGGGACCGGGACCGGGACCGGGGGACAGAACCCCUUCAGCUCCUCCUCCUCCUCCUCCUCCGCGGCCCAGGUCGGGGUCUCGGUGGAGGCUCUGGACCAGCUGGCCCAGCAGGUCCCGGUGUCCUCGGCCUCGGUGUCCUCGCUGGACUCCUUCGUGCUCUUCAGUCAGAAGAUGUUGGACAGUUUCUUUAACUUCGCGUCGUCCUUCGCGGUGUCGCAGGUCCAGAUGACCCCGAACCCGUCCGAGACCUUCAUCCCGUCCAGCUGCGUCCUCAAGUGGUACGAGAACUUCCAGAGGAGACUCAACCAGAACCCGAACUUCUGGAGGACCUGAGACACUAGAGACUAGAGACAGCUCCCACACAGUGCCUCCAGGAUCUAAUAAAACACUUUGAACCAGCAACCUGCUUCUAUCGAAACAACAACAACAACAACAACAACAACAACAACAACAAGCAUCAGGCUCACUAAUAAUAAUAAUAAUAAAUAUAUAACAACACUUUA
This is a messenger RNA of Sebastes umbrosus (honeycomb rockfish), 1151 nucleotides long. RefSeq names its product heat shock protein nuclear import factor hikeshi (gene hikeshi). Gene Ontology annotation, molecular function: Hsp70 protein binding; nuclear import signal receptor activity. Bases 373 to 981 code for a protein of 202 amino acids. Gene Ontology annotation, cellular component: nucleus; cytosol. NCBI's taxonomy places the organism in Eukaryota, Metazoa, Chordata, Actinopteri, Perciformes, Sebastidae. The transcript has 2 exons. The record is from RefSeq and is a predicted model, not a curated record. Gene Ontology annotation, biological process: protein import into nucleus.